AUGCCAGGUCUUGGAUGCGAUACUCGCAUAGAAAAAUCAUCAAUAGAUAUUACGGAUCGAGUAUACGACCUACGAAAUCGUGUUGCAUGGCUUAAAAACGUCGAAUUUUGUCUAUUUGGCGAUCAAACAGAUCGAUUGGCUGAUAUAAAAACUGAACGUUAUGAUGCAGAACUAUUCAAUAAUGAUUUGAGAAAAAAAUUAAUUAAUCGUACGAAUAAGACAAUCGUCAGUCAAUCAGGAAAAAAUCUCACAAAUGUUGAAGCUAUUGAAUACCUCAACGAUAAACGAAACCAGGCGAUGAACCAACAUAAUGAACUUUUAUUUAUUCAACGUCGUUUACUCGAUCGUCUCGAAUCUCUACGUUCUCAAUCAUGUUCGGUUCCAAAUAUUAAUAAUCAAUCAGUCGCAUUAUCUAUUAAACAGAUGCGAGACACUCAUAUUGUUACUCGUCGUAUUCGAGAAAAGCAAGAUCGAUUAAAAAACGUGAAAUUAAUCAAUAAAACCUUGAAUCUUUGUAAACAACAUUUACAAUGUGAUUUAGAUUUACUUCGCAAGGAGUUACCAAAUGUACAUAAAGAUACUGGACAUAAAUUUCAUCAAAGAAUGCUUCUCAAGAAAGAAUUUACGGAUAUUGUUGCUGAAAAUAAACGACGAUUAAGAGUUUAUCAACAGUUAUUGGAUGAGACUGAAGUUCAGGGUCGACAACGGCGCGCCAUACAUGAACAGGCAAUGGCUUCUGUCAGUGAACAAUUGGAAGAUCAAUAUCAAGUACAAAUGAUGGCUGUGAAUGAGAUGACAAAUUCAUUUGAAUCACGAAAAUUUAAUGGUGAUAAUGGUCCAAUAAAAAAUUUACAACAAAACAAAGUAACCAUGAUGAAUAAUGAGGAAAUUAUUCAAGUGCGUUGUAUGUAUGAUCAAUAUUAUAAUAUCAUUAUGGCUGGAUAUCCAAUUGACAUUGCUAAUUCAGAACAAUUAAAAAUCAUGAACAAUAAUGGAUCUGCUAAAAUUAUUGCUAUGUUAACCAUGACCAAUCGAAUGAUGGAAGAAAAAGAACAACUUAAUCAACAAAUAAAUCGAAUGGAUAAACUAUUAAAAUUAAUAGAAAUGUCUACGAAUCUUAAAAAUGAUACUCGUAAUAAAAUUUUACAUACGAUGCUUGAACAACGUCAAAACUUAGAAUCAAUAUAUAUGAAUGAUACUGUUGAAGAACAAAAUCGUAUUCUACGUCAAAUGAAUGAUUUUAUUUUAGUACUAUCCAAAGCUCUUUGUGAACAUAUUGAUGUACAGUUCCUUAUCGAACCAUCGAUUGAUUUUAUUACACGUCUUCAAUAUGUAUUCGAUGUAAUUUCAAAAAAUGUGAAACCUAUACUAACGGAACCAGUUGAAGAAAAUACAUUAUAA
Messenger RNA from Rotaria socialis, 1401 nucleotides. The record is from the annotation of a GenBank genome assembly. Lineage: Eukaryota; Metazoa; Rotifera; Eurotatoria; Philodinida; Philodinidae.